Molecule: messenger RNA, 1666 nt
Organism: Fundulus heteroclitus (mummichog)
Lineage: Eukaryota; Metazoa; Chordata; Actinopteri; Cyprinodontiformes; Fundulidae
Product: cytokine inducible SH2-containing protein
Exons: 3
Coding region: 602-1285 (227 amino acids)
Biological process (GO): intracellular signal transduction; phosphatidylinositol phosphate biosynthetic process
Cellular component (GO): phosphatidylinositol 3-kinase complex
Molecular function (GO): 1-phosphatidylinositol-3-kinase regulator activity
Source: RefSeq, a predicted model, not a curated record
GAGAGGGAGGGCACGCUCCCGAAAAGAAUCCCGCGCGGACGAAUCGAACACGCGCGCGCACACACACACAAACACAGAAGCUGCUGUCAGACUGCGUCGUGACGUGAGCGCGGCGGCUGGAGCGGCGAAAGCGGCAGCGGCAGAGAGGCGGCGGGGCGAUGCGGCAGCUGUGACGUCAGAACCGCCGGCGCUGUGAGUAGUUCUCAGAAUCGACUUCUAGGAAACGGUAAAUUUUAAAAGCCAAGCCUUUAGCCUCUGUCCUUCACAAAUUUCAAUCCCGUCCCUGUGACAACACACUCCGAACCGCUGCUGCUGCUGGACCGACAUUUUUUCCGGGAGAAACUCGGUUGUAAUUCUUCAACCUGCGUCUCGUCGCACAGGGAAGUGGCUUUUUUUUCUCCACCACCACGAUUAAUGACAGCAACAUAUCCUGGUUGGCUCCGUGUUCGCCGCGUCGCUCUCAGCCUACACCUUUUCAUGUAAAACCGACACUACUGGUUUGAUUAAAAAGAAAACCAAAAGACAAAGUGCGUUUAUUCUCUGAAGAGGACAAGACCAAAUCGGAUUUAUUUAUUUUUUUUACCCCUGAGGACUUUAUAGCAUGAUUCUUUGUGAACGAGGUCCCAGGACUCUUCUUCCUGCUGCUCCAUCGACUCAAGCCCCGUGGGGCAUGCGGGAGGGAACAGCAACCCCUGCCCCAUGCUUUCAGAGCGCGCCUCCAAAAUGGGACCCCACCAAGGACCUGCGGGCGAUUGCCAGCAACUUCUGCUAUCUAGAAAAUUCAGGAUGGUACUGGGGGGCGAUAACUGCAGCCCAGGCCCACGCUGCCCUUCAGGAAGCCCCAGAGGGAGCCUUCCUGGUACGAGACAGCAGCCACCCUCUCUACAUGCUGACCCUGUCGGUCAGGACGGCGCGGGGACCCACGAGCAUACGCAUUCAGUACAGCGGCGCCCAGUUCCUGUUGGACUCCAGCUCCGGGGCCCGGGCCAGUCUCUCGUCCUUCCCCAACGUGCCCAGCCUGGUGCAGCACUACAUGGGCGCCGAGAGGAAAGCGGAGGAGAAGACGGCGGAGGAGCGGGCGGCCGAGGCGAAACCCUCCGAGCUGUCGGCUCAGGAGACGUCGGUGGUGCUGAAGCUGAAGCGGGCCGUGUACAAGCCCCAGAGCCUGCCCUGUUUGCAGCACCUCACGCGCCUCGUCAUCAACAGACACACGGACUGCGCCGACAAGCUGCCACUCCCCAAGCCUCUGCUGCGCUACAUACAGGACUAUCCCUUCAAGGUAUGAGGAGGAGCGGACGCUGGGGGUUUGUUAUACAGACUCCGUUUAUUCUGAGAGGAAGAAAAAGACCGUCAGACAACAGGUAAAUUGUGCCUGAGUAAAUUCAAUGAAGACUGACGUGUCUGUUUAGGACUUAAACCCUUCAAGGACUGAGCUUGAGGAGGAAGGGGGGGUGCAACACACCCCACAAAGGACGGUACUGUAAUCUCCUUAAAUAUGGACGUGGACUUUGUCUGGAUGUACAUACUGUUCGUGAGAAAUGACACUGAUUUCACCGAGGCAUCUUUUAUGGCGUUUUAUUUUUGUCAACAAAGCAUUUUUGUACUUUUUACUUGUGUACAUUUUUGUUUUUUUUUUCUAUUAAAACUGGAAAUUACAAUCCUCUGA